Colletotrichum tamarilloi is the source of this 1419-nucleotide messenger RNA. RefSeq names its product glycosyl hydrolase family 26. Lineage: Eukaryota; Fungi; Ascomycota; Sordariomycetes; Glomerellales; Glomerellaceae. Gene Ontology annotation, biological process: substituted mannan metabolic process. The record is from RefSeq and is a predicted model, not a curated record. The coding region runs from base 1 to 1419 and encodes 472 amino acids. The transcript has 4 exons. Gene Ontology annotation, molecular function: mannan endo-1,4-beta-mannosidase activity; carbohydrate binding.
AUGGCGAAAUCCACGGCGCUUUCUCUCCGUGCCGUCCUCGCGUUUGCCGCUGGCGUGUAUUCGCAGAACUGCAUCGGCAGCACCGGAGCUAAGGUCUACGAGGCCGAAAAUGGGGUUCUCAACGGAACCACCGUCGCGACGGAGCAAGCUGGCUUCACAGGCACCGGCUACGUAACUGGCUUCGAGGAUGCCACCGACAAGGUCACCAUCAACCUGGACUGCCAGGGCGAAGGACAGAAGCUAUUCGACCUCAACAUCAGAUACGCUGGUAUCUACGGCGAGAAGCGCACCAAUGUCAUUCUCAAUGGCGGUGCCGCUAGCGAGGUGCUCUUGGCCGCGACCGAGACCUGGGCCAACGUCUCCGCCGGUCAGGUGCUGCUCAACGAGGGCAACAACACGCUUGACAUUGUAACGCACUGGGGAUGGUACCUCAUCGACUCCAUCACGCUCACGCCCACCGAGGCCCGCGGACCUCACAAUGUCAACACGGCUCUCGUCAACGCGAAGUCCAAUGCUGAUGCCAACGCCCUGUACACCUACCUUCGCUCCAUCUAUGGCAAGAACAUCCUCUCCGGUCAGCAGGAACUCAACUACGCGAACUGGGUCAACGAGACCAUCGGCAAGUCACCCGCCCUCGUCAGCGUCGACCUGAUGGACUACUCUCCCAGCCGCGUCGAGCGGGGAACUGUCGGUACUGCCGUCGAGGAGGCCAUCAUCCACCACGAGCGCGGUGGUAUCGUCUCCGUGCUCUGGCACUGGAACGCGCCUACUGGUCUGUACGACACGGAGGAGAACAAGUGGUGGAGCGGUUUCUACACUCGCGCCACCGACUUUGAUGUCUCAACUGCCCUUGCUGACACCACCAACGCCAACUACACCCUCAUUAUCCGCGACAUCGACGCCAUCGCCGUCCAGCUCAAGAAGCUCCAGGAUGCCGGAGUCCCCGUUCUUUGGCGCCCACUUCACGAGGCCGAGGGAGCGUGGUUCUGGUGGGGAGCUAAGGGCCCCGAGGCGUGCAAGAAGCUCUGGGCUCUGGUCUACGACCGUCUCACCAACCAUCAUGAGCUGAACAACCUCGUCUGGAUCUGGAACUCGGUUGCUGCCGACUGGUAUCCCGGCGAUGAUACCGUCGACGUUCUCAGCGCGGACGUCUACGCUCAAGGCCACGGCCCCAUGACGACUCAGUAUAACGACCUCAUCACGCUCGGACAGGACAAGAAGCUCAUCGCGGCUACCGAGGUCGGCAGCGCUCCCUUCCCCGAUCUUCUCCAGGCUUACGAGGCCCACUGGCUGUACUUCUGCGUCUGGAGCGAUGGCUUCAUCAACAACACCGAAUGGAACAGUGUCGAUGACUUGAAGAAAAUCUACGAGAGCGAGUAUGUCCUCACUCUUGACGAGAUUCAGGGAUGGAGAGGUUGA